Microtus oregoni (creeping vole) is the source of this 1931-nucleotide messenger RNA. RefSeq names its product pancreatic triacylglycerol lipase-like. Bases 1 to 1536 code for a protein of 511 amino acids. Lineage: Eukaryota; Metazoa; Chordata; Mammalia; Rodentia; Cricetidae. Gene Ontology annotation, molecular function: protein binding; triacylglycerol lipase activity. Gene Ontology annotation, biological process: lipid metabolic process. The record is from RefSeq and is a predicted model, not a curated record. The transcript is spliced from 12 exons.
AUGGUGAGUCAGGAACACGAGUUUGAGACUGAUUCGUUAGAUUGCCCCCAUUUCCCCACAAGUCUGAGUGAAAGUGAUUAUGUCAAUGUUUUGAAACCUGAGUUCUCCAGACUCAGCCAUGUUUUCACUUCUGUGCAGAUGCUGCCGCUGUGGACGUUCGCUGUGCUCCUGGGAGCAGUAGCUGGACGAGAAGUCUGCUAUGAUAGACUCGGCUGCUUCACUGACGAUUCUCCAUAUGGAGGGACUUUGGAAAGACCUCUCAAAGUGUUACCCUGGUCUCCGAACCUUGUCAACACCCGCUUCCUCCUGUACACUAACGAGAACCCCAACAGUUACCAAGUGAUUACCGCAGAUGCAUCAAAAAUCAGGAGCUCCAAUUUCAAAACAAACAGAAAAACCCACUUAGUCGUUCAUGGAUUCACAGACAAGGGGGAAGACAACUGGCUGUCGGAUAUCUGCAAGAACAUACUCCAAGUGGAAAAUGCAAACUGCAUCUGUGUGGACUGGAAAGGCGGCUCUCGAACUGGGUACACUCAGGCUACACAGAACGUGCAAAUCGUCGGUGCGGAGAUCGCGUAUUUGGUUAAGGCCCUCCAGUCCGACUUUGGCUAUUCUCCAUCCAGCGUUCACAUCAUCGGCCACAGUCUGGGCUCCCAUGUUGCUGGCGAAGCUGGAAAGAGGUUGAAUGGGGCCAUUGGACGAAUCACAGGACUGGACCCAGCUGAACCCUACUUUCAGAAUACACCCGAAGUUGUCCGACUGGACCCUAGUGAUGCCCAGUUUGUGGAUGCCAUUCACACAGAUGCUGCCCCCAUGAUUCCCAACAUGGGAUUAGGAAUGAGCCAAACAGUGGGUCACUUAGAUUUCUUCCCAAAUGGAGGAAAGGAGAUGCCCGGCUGCCAGAAGAAUGUGCUCUCUCAGAUUGUUGACAUGGAUGGAAUCUGGGAAGGGAGUCGUGACUUUGUGGCCUGUAAUCAUUUGAGAAGUUACAAGUAUUAUACAGACAGCAUUGUCAACCCCACUGGCUUCGCUGGGUUCUCUUGCGCCUCGUACAAUGAUUUCACAUCGGACAAGUGCUUCCCCUGCCCGAGUGGAGGAUGCCCACAGAUGGGCCACUACGCUGACAGAUACUCUGGGAGAACAAGCGGAGUCGGCCGGACGUUCUACCUGAACACUGGCGAUGCCAGUAAUUUUGCUCGCUGGAGGUACCAGGUGACUGUCACCCUGUCUGGACAGAGAGUCACAGGACACAUACUGGUCUCCCUGUUUGGAAAUGGCGGGAACUCAAAGCAGUAUGAGAUUUUCAAGGGCUCUCUCCAAUCUGGAAAGACUCUUACCAGUGAGAUCGACUCUACCGUGGACGUCGGGGAUGUGCAGAAGGUUAAAUUUAUUUGGUACAACAAUGUGAUCAACCCAACUCUACCCAAAGUGGGGGCAUCGAGGAUCACGGUGGAAAGAAAUGAUGGCAGAGUAUUCAACUUCUGCAGUUCCAAAACCGUGAGGGAGGACGUCCUGCUCACCCUGGAGGCAUGUUAAGAGCUUGCUGACGGGAUCACUGCAUCUGGCUGCUGAUAAAAUCCAGCAGCGAAGCAAUCCAUAUGUCUCUUGUGUCUUUCGCUGUCAGUUCCCCUAAGCACAGGGACACCCUUUUAAUGUGCUAGUUACAGUCCCACAUCUUCAGCUGGUGUGAAUGGUUACAUUCUGAUGCAUACCGUGUGGCAGUCACACUUGGGAACAUUACAUACCUCUACAAAAUCCUCAGACGGAAGUGGGUAUCCUGUCUCUACAAGUCCUCAGACUGAAUGCCUUGAUCUCCUAACUCCUCCCUCCUUAUAUUCAUCUCUCUGCCCAGCCAUAUCCCUUCCUGUCUCUACCUACCUAGUGCUGGGAUUAAAGGCGUGUGACUCCUAAGGUCUGGGAUUAAAGGUGUG